AUGUUACGGACAAGGGCUAAGUCAUUGUUGAGUAAUGGCCUGCUCAGAGACGUCGUAUCGUCUCAAGUUCGGUUCAGGAGUAACGCCAUGUUCACCGGAAGGAAGAAAAUCAAACAGAAUGUUGGUUCUAACUUUAAGACGAGCAUCAAGGCCUCCAAAUCGCAAACUUCGCAUACGAACUUACGAGAUAAUAUCAACCCUACAUUGCAUUUACUGGGAAAUGAUCUUUCCGGAGAGGAAGAUUCAUCGCAGCUGAAGUUUUCCAUGGGGCAAAAUCGUUCAUUUUCACUCGUAGAUGAAGAGGUCACAUACGAUCCGGAGAUUCACUCUAGGAUUUCGAACGUGAUCCAGCGGGAUCUUUCAAACAUUGUGAACAAUAUUAAGGCCAUGAAAUACUCUAAUUUAAGAAGCAGCCUGUUGAAAGCGUUUGUGAAGAAUGACAUAGAGGGGUUUAUUGCAAAGAAUGUAGCUCUCAUAGAUAAUAUUGCAAAUGUUACCCAAGAAACCAUAGAAAAACGGUUUCUAAGUUUAGCAGAAAAUAGCACCGAAAAAUUUCAUGAAGGAUAUUUGACGUUGCAUUUUCCAAAACUUCAUGAAGCUCACUUGUCCCUCUGGAGGAACUUUUUGGAAAACAGACCAUUAAGCCCCAUUUUGGAGCAUGUUAUUUAUCUUGGAUUGAAACCACAUAUAUUAUUAGACACUUUUAAUUCCCCUUACAACACUCAGAAUAUUCAGAAACAAAAUAUGACCUUCAACACCAUAGACAUCACAAACCCCGUUGAAUGGUUUCCAGAAGCAAGAAAGAUGAAGAGAAAGUUUAUUAUGCACGUUGGGCCCACGAAUAGUGGAAAGACAUAUAAUGCCUUGCUAAGGCUUGAACAGUCCAAGACAGGCUAUUAUGCAGGUCCCCUUAGAUUGCUAGCUCGUGAGGUUUACGAGAAGUUUCAGAAAAAGGGUGUCCGAUGCAAUCUAUUAACGGGAGAGGAGGUAAUUCCCGACUACGACGACUUUGGAAAUCAAGCGGGUUUGACCAGUGGGACCGUCGAGAUGGUUCCAACCACUGAACUAUUUGAUGUUGUGGUUCUGGAUGAAAUUCAGAUGAUUUCUGAUCCAGAUAGGGGACAGUCAUGGACUAAUGUAGUGAUUGGAGUUUUAGCAAAAGAAAUACACCUUUGCGGAGAAGAAUCGAGUGUGCCCUUGAUUAAGCGUAUUAUCCAAGAAACUGGGGAUGAAAUUGAAGUCAACAAGUAUAAUAGAUUGGGCCAGUUAGUAGUUGAUGAUAAGCCUAUCGAUAUAUCAGAUCUCCGGAGGGGGGAUUGUAUCGUAAGCUUCAGUAAGAACAUGAUAUUGAAUACCAAAUCUCAUAUUGAAGAUGUAACCAAGUUCAAAUGUGGUGUUAUUUAUGGUGCCUUGCCUCCAGAAGUUCGAUCCAGAGAAGCUCAAAAAUUCAACGACGGAGAGUACGAUCUCAUUGUUGCCAGUGAUGCAAUUGGCAUGGGACUCAACUUAAAUAUCAAUCGGGUUGUCUUCACUACCUCACAAAAGUAUGAUGGCCGGUCUAAUAUUAUAUUGUCUGAUUCUCAGUUCAAGCAGAUAGGAGGAAGAGCUGGAAGAUUUGGUGUUAAAUCUUCCACCGAUAGUAACAAACCUCCCAUUGGCCACGUUUCAGCGUUUGACGCGGAUAUCCUGGACAAUAUUAGAUCCGGGAUUAAUGCAAAGAUUGAGUACCUACAGCGCGCAAUGUUGUGGCCAACAGAUGAACUCUGGAUCAAAUACUACUCAAUGUUCCCUCGAGGAACCACAUUAGUCCAAAUGCUGGAAAGGUUUGAGGAGGAUCUGAAAACGUUGAAUGCUAGCUCAAACGGACUAUUCCAAGUAAGUCCUACUGAAUUUAAAAAGGAAGCUGGAAAUUUCUUUUGCAAUCAGUUAGACAAGAACCUUCAAUCUCAUUUCCUGAUAACCGAUCAGAUCAGAAUGCUAAAUGUACCCAUAUCAUUGGAUACAGAGCAAAGCAUGAAUGCUCAUCAGAAUUAUCUUACUGGAAUCAAAGUUGAUGCUAUUAGAGAUUAUCUGGAAACAGUGAUAAAUAGGGAUGUGAAGAGCAUUCUUGAUACUAAGGUUAUAACUAUGCUUUUUAGCAAAGUGACAUGCCCGAGUAAGCCACCAGAAGCCAAAAACAAAAGGAAUGCUGGAAGGGGAAAACCACAAUAUGAGGAACUUAGAUCUCUGGAAACCAUCCACAAGUUGAUUACAGUAUACACAUGGCUGAGUUAUCGAUACAGUAAGAACUUUAUCGAUAGGGAAGGUGUUACAGAAAUGAAGGAUAUAGUGGAGAAUACUAUUGUGAAGGAGUUGGAUAAUAUCAGAGCUUUCCAACUAGAAAAUAAUAGGUUUAGUAUCAGUAAGAAAUUCAAGAGGAAAUAA
This is a messenger RNA of Komagataella phaffii GS115, 2424 nucleotides long. Its product is annotated as ATP-dependent RNA helicase, component of the mitochondrial degradosome along with the RNase Dss1p. Gene Ontology annotation, molecular function: nucleic acid binding; RNA helicase activity; hydrolase activity, acting on acid anhydrides. The record is from RefSeq and is a predicted model, not a curated record. The coding region runs from base 1 to 2424 and encodes 807 amino acids. The transcript has a single exon. Gene Ontology annotation, biological process: RNA catabolic process; mitochondrial RNA 3'-end processing. Lineage: Eukaryota; Fungi; Ascomycota; Pichiomycetes; Pichiales; Pichiaceae. Gene Ontology annotation, cellular component: mitochondrial degradosome.